Messenger RNA from Sitophilus oryzae (rice weevil), 1328 nucleotides. RefSeq names its product 26S proteasome regulatory subunit 10B (gene Rpt4). Gene Ontology annotation, biological process: positive regulation of RNA polymerase II transcription preinitiation complex assembly. The record is from RefSeq and is a predicted model, not a curated record. The coding region runs from base 99 to 1268 and encodes 389 amino acids. Gene Ontology annotation, molecular function: ATP binding; ATP hydrolysis activity; proteasome-activating activity. Gene Ontology annotation, cellular component: cytosolic proteasome complex; proteasome regulatory particle, base subcomplex. NCBI's taxonomy places the organism in Eukaryota, Metazoa, Arthropoda, Insecta, Coleoptera, Curculionidae. The transcript is spliced from 5 exons.
UGACAAUGUCAAAUGUCAACGUCAACCCGUGUUUUGCUAGUCAUCAGUUUGUAUGAAAUUCUGUUUUACGAAAACUAAAAAUAUUAAUAUUUAAAAAAAUGGAAGCCGAACGUGAAAAAGCUCUACAAGAUUAUAGGAAAAAACUGAUGGAGCAUAAGGAAGUGGAGUCCCGUUUAAAAGAAAUGCGAGAGCAACUUAAAGAUCUAACAAAGCAGUAUGAUAAAUCAGAAAAUGAUUUAAAGGCUCUACAAAGUAUGGGACAAAUUGUCGGUGAAGUACUAAAGCAGCUCACAGAAGAGAAGUUUAUUGUAAAAGCAACAAACGGACCCCGCUAUGUCGUGGGCUGUCGCAGGCAAUUGGACAAGGCCAAAUUAAAAGCAGGUACUCGAGUAGCCUUAGAUAUGACUACUUUAACUAUUAUGAGGUAUCUUCCUCGUGAAGUUGAUCCUCUAGUAUACAACAUGAGUCAUGAGGAUCCAGGUGAUGUGACCUAUUCUGCUAUUGGAGGAUUAUCAGAACAAAUCCGUGAACUAAGAGAAGUUAUUGAACUGCCACUCCUCAAUCCAGAACUUUUUAUGAGAGUUGGUAUUACACCUCCAAAAGGCUGUCUUUUAUAUGGGCCUCCUGGCACUGGUAAAACAUUACUUGCCAGGGCGGUGGCCUCCCAACUCGAUGCAAAUUUCUUGAAAGUUGUCUCUAGUGCUAUUGUCGAUAAGUAUAUUGGUGAAUCGGCCAGGCUGAUUAGAGAAAUGUUUAACUAUGCUAAAGAUCAUCAACCCUGUAUCAUAUUUAUGGAUGAAAUUGAUGCUAUUGGAGGUCGACGUUUUUCUGAAGGUACAUCUGCUGAUAGAGAGAUUCAACGUACGUUAAUGGAGCUUCUGAAUCAGAUGGACGGUUUUGAUUCACUUGGACAAGUAAAAAUGAUAAUGGCCACAAACAGACCUGACACAUUAGAUCCUGCACUUCUUAGACCUGGCAGAUUAGAUCGUAAAAUUGAAAUUCCUCUGCCUAAUGAACAGGCUAGGUUAGAAAUUUUAAAAAUUCAUGCAGGCCCCAUAGCUAAACAUGGUGAAAUUGAUUAUGAAGCAAUUGUAAAACUCUCUGAUAACUUUAACGGAGCUGACUUGAGAAAUGUGUGUACUGAAGCAGGAUUAUUUGCUAUAAGAUCUGAAAGGGAAUAUGUUAUACAAGAAGAUUUUAUGAAGGCAGUUAGAAAAGUAGCAGAUAACAAGAAACUUGAAAGCAAGUUAGAUUAUAAGCCUGUUUAAAUUUUUAAAUGGAAAAAGUAAUUUUAUGUUUAAAGGAUUUCUUAUAAUAAUAAAAAAAAA